Molecule: messenger RNA, 2626 nt
Organism: Helianthus annuus (common sunflower)
Lineage: Eukaryota; Viridiplantae; Streptophyta; Magnoliopsida; Asterales; Asteraceae
Product: receptor-like protein kinase FERONIA
Exons: 1
Coding region: 131-2500 (789 amino acids)
Biological process (GO): protein phosphorylation
Molecular function (GO): ATP binding; protein kinase activity
Source: RefSeq, a predicted model, not a curated record
GGAAGACCUGGAAUAACUUUCCAAGUCUACUCUUAAGUCUUAAAUAAGCAAUGAGUUACUAGUAUACUAUAAAUCUAUUACAGUCCAUACGCUUCUACAAGGAUUCAAUCAAUCAGAUUAUUCGACCAUCAUGUUAGCCUUCAAUUUACCAUUCUUUUUUGUGCUCCUCUUCUCUACCACCAGCUCACAACCCUACAUACCCACUGAUCACUUCUUCCUCAGCUGCGGUUCAUCCACAGCUACAAAUUCAACUUAUGAACAGGGGUCUUGGGAUGGUGACGAACAUUCCAAAUUUGUGCCUUCCAACAUCACCACCACCUCCUUCUCAUCCAUCCCCGACAACCUUGAUCCUUCUGUCCCCCAAGUCCCUUAUUCCACUGCUCGAAUUUUUAACACUUGUUCAUUUACCUACACUUUUCCUGUCUCCUCCCAAGGCCCCAAAUAUCUCCGUUUACAUUUCUAUCCUGCCACUUAUUCCGGUCUCCACACCGAACAAUCUUUCUUCUCCGUAUCAUCCAACGGAUACUCUCUUUUAACCAACUUCAGCGCUUUCCUGGCUGCCUCCUUUAUGGCAAAGUCUAAUGUUGUAAAAGAAUUCCUCAUCUAUGUAAAAGAUACACAAAUCUUAAAUGUUACUUUUACACCCUCACCCAACGCAUACGCCUUCAUAAAUGGUAUUGAAAUUGUUUCAAUGCCUGAACAUUUGUAUUUUAAUGCCAAGAUGCCGAAAUACGUUAAUGGGUAUACAGGACCCUUUAUUAAUAUGGACACGGCGCUUGAGAAUGUUUACAGGCUAAACAUGGGUGGAGGAGAAAUACCUGGUAACGAUGAUACUGGUAUGUACAGGUCAUGGGAGCAAGAUAAUAACUACUUAUAUGGAGGUACCAUUGGGUUGACGUCUCUUUAUAAUAAUCCAAUCAUGUAUACUACUGAAACGCCCAAUUAUACCGCUCCUGAGACAGUUUAUCAAACCCAGAGGAGUAUGGGCAAUCAGUCUGACAAGUACAAUCUGACUUGGAUAUUUCCUGUUGAUUCUGGGUUUUAUUACAUGCUCCGCCUCCAUUUUUGCAACAUCAUACCACAAUACACAGAGAAAGGUGAUGUGCGUUUUAGAAUUUUUAUCAACAAUCAAACAGCUGAGCAGUAUGCUGAUGUAUUCCGCUGGACUCAAGGUAGUGGGUAUCCUGUAUACAAGGAUUACAUUGUGUUUGUCAACGAUACUGAUGGCCACCGAAGCAUCCAAGAUUUGUGGCUAGCGAUGCAUCCUAAUCCCAGUCAUGAAGAAUCUGGUGAUGCUUAUUUGAACGGUUUGGAAGCAUUCAAGCUGAGUGUGAACGGUAAUCUUUCAAGCCCAAACCCGGAACUUAGUCCUGAUCACCUACAGCCAAGCGUUUUGUCGGCCACAAAAGGGGAGAAGAAGAAUCCACCAUUUUCCACAAUUUUUGGAGUUGUUGGAGGAUGUUUAGUCUUGCUACUGUCUAUUUUAAUUCUUUUAGUAUUUCGACGACAAAGGCGAGUAAAACACCUUAGCACCACUAAGUCAUCAUGGGGUCAAACUUCUAGUGAUACAAUACUUCGCUGCCGUCGUUUUACACUACAAGAAGUCAAAAUGGCUACAGAUGAAUUCAAUGACAAUUGUAGCAUUGGUAGUGGAGGUUUCGGUAAGGUGUACAAAGGGUACAUGGACAACGCUACAACAAUCGUAGCAAUCAAACGCCUCAACCCUUCAUCUAGCCAGGGUCCUCAUGAAUUCUUAACAGAAAUAUCGCUAUUGUCUAAAAUAAGUCAUGUCCAUCUAGUGUCCAUGAUUGGAUAUUGUGUAGAGGAUGGAGAGAUGUUACUUGUCUAUGAUUACAUGGCCCACGGGACUCUACAAGAACAUCUCUACAACACGAGCAAACCUCCACUGUCAUGGAAAAGACGUCUUGAUAUUUGCAUUGGCGCAGCCAAAGGCUUGAAUUAUCUCCACUCUAUGGAAAAGCGUGCAAUAAUUCAUCGGGACGUCAAGUCCACAAAUAUCUUACUGGAUGAGAAUUGGGUUGCUAAGGUGUCUGAUUUCGGUUUGUCAAAGCUAGGUUCAAAAGAUCCAUCAAAAACACAUGUCAGCACGCUGGUGAAGGGAAGUUUUGGGUACAUCGAUCCUGAAUAUUGCCGGACCAAACAACUGACGGAGAAGUCUGAUGUGUACUCAUUUGGAGUGGUUCUUUUUGAGGUGUUAUGUGCAAGACCUGCUAUCGUUCAACGAGUGAGAGACGAGCAAGUGAAUUUGGCAGAAUGGGGUAAGAAUUGCCAUCGAAAGGGAACCUUGGAAAAAAUCAUUGAUCCAAAACUAAGUGGUGAGAUUGCUCCUCGGUGUUUGAGGAAGUUCGGAGAGGUGGCGAGUAGUUGCUUGCAUGAGGUAGGGAGUGAGCGACCUGCAAUGGAAGAGGUGGUUUGGGGACUAGAGUUUGCAUUGGAACUACAAGAAGCUGCUGAGGAAACUGAUGGUGAUCAUGUGUAAACUGUAAAGUGAACUAUUUAUUUUCACAUAAAUACCGUAUUAUUUCAUACUUAUGUAAUAACUAAACUUGUCAAAUACUCAAUAAAUUGUUUAUUAGGAUUUCACAAAACAAAAUAGAUGUCUAAA